Molecule: messenger RNA, 1402 nt
Organism: Gorilla gorilla gorilla (western lowland gorilla)
Lineage: Eukaryota; Metazoa; Chordata; Mammalia; Primates; Hominidae
Gene: FAM241B
Product: family with sequence similarity 241 member B
Exons: 4
Coding region: 498-863 (121 amino acids)
Cellular component (GO): intracellular membrane-bounded organelle
Source: RefSeq, a predicted model, not a curated record
AAGGUGUGCUCUUCCGAGGCGCAUGAUGGCUAGGGUGGUCUGCCGCUACCAGGCAGUGGUUGUAAAGUAACCCCGAAGUAACCCUCAUCUCCCUAGGUGUUCCUGGGGAAGGCCCAGGUGGUGGACAUUGACUCCCUGGGGGAGCAACACACUCGACCCAUUUUUUAGUGGAAGGGAAAUGGAGCCCCACUGGGGAUCCUGGUGCCCUGGACUCCCAGUUUAGUACCCAGGGAGGGCCCUAGAAACUAGAGGCCAGAGGCUUCUGGCCUCGUGUUCCUUCUCUGCUGUCCGUAGGUGUGAUCCCGGGCAGGCCACUUAAGUCUCCCUGUGCCUCCGCCUGUGCAAUGGCCGCGCUAGUACCCUCCUCGGGGGAGUGUUGUGAGGCUUGAGUGAGACACAGCAUCUGCUCAGCGUGGGUCACCUCUGUGAACAUCACUGACUGCAAGCCUCCCUCAAUUUCUGGUGCAGCCCAUCAGGGACCCACAGCGCCUGGGAGGAUGGUGCGGAUCUUGGCCAAUGGGGAAAUCGUGCAGGAUGACGACCCCCGAGUGAGGACCACUACCCAGCCACCAAGAGGUAGCAUUCCUCGACAGAGCUUCUUCAACAGGGGCCAUGGUGCUCCCCCAGGGGGUCCUGGCCUCCGCCAGCAGCAGGCAGGUGCCAGGCUGGGUGCUGCUCAGUCCCCCUUCAAUGACCUCAACCGGCAGCUGGUGAACAUGGGCUUUCCGCAGUGGCAUCUUGGCAACCAUGCUGUGGAGCCGGUGACCUCCAUCCUGCUCCUCUUCCUGCUCAUGAUGCUUGGUGUUCGUGGCCUCCUCCUGGUUGGCCUUGUCUACCUGGUGUCCCACCUGAGUCAGCGGUGACCUCUGAGGGCUGAUAGGGGUGGGCCUGUUGAGAGGGACUUGCUGGGCCUUGGUGUGAGAGCAGGCAUAUUUGGAGGGGACCUGGUGGUGCCUUGAAGGUAUGAUCAGAGAGGGGACCACAGGUGUGUGUUUCCCCUUUGUGUUAAGCAUGAGGCAGAGGGAGACGUUAGUCCAGCAUUUCCAAAGUGUGGGUGGAUCCGUUGGUUCCCGAGAUAGUUUUAGGUGGUAUGGGGCCUGCAUUAAGUGGCACAAAAUCAGAGCAAGAAAGCGAUGCCCUUCCCAAUUCUCUCAAUCCUUUUAUGCCGAGAAGAUCUCAGCUGGAUGCCAACAUGUUCCGAUGCCUGUGGAAGACAUGCCGACGUCUCCUCUGCCUGGGGAGCAGGACUUGGGCUUAGGGCAGGUGGGAAAAAUUCCAGACUUUUAUAGCACUGUUUUUGUUUUAAUGGUAUAUUUUUAUUGGCUACUUAUUGUUUAGGACAAGUGAUAGUGGCAUUCUAUUUAUUGUGACAUUUUCAAUAAAUAGAUUUAAGUAAAAAUGA